Leopardus geoffroyi (Geoffroy's cat) is the source of this 891-nucleotide messenger RNA. RefSeq names its product chromosome E1 C17orf98 homolog (gene SPMAP1). The record is from RefSeq and is a predicted model, not a curated record. The coding region runs from base 328 to 792 and encodes 154 amino acids. The transcript has 3 exons. Lineage: Eukaryota; Metazoa; Chordata; Mammalia; Carnivora; Felidae.
GAUCGUACUGAGUACAAACAAGCUUCCCAAGGAGACGGAGUUUGGGAAAUGUAUAUAGUAGGGCGGGGCCCAGUUGCGUUCACACUGCCCACAUUCUGUAAUGCCCCUCUUCAAUCUCCAAUUCCUCUUGUGUGGUCUCCUGUUGGUCAUCCUUCAUCCCACGGCCACGCAAGCAACUUCCCUCACAGCCCUAGGAGCCUACCCUAUUAGAUGGGGCUAUAGGGUUUGUGUCGCAGGAGUCUUUGACACGUCACAAUGCGCAAGGGAGCCCCUACCUAGGGCCCUCAGUUCCCACCAGAAAGGCCCUCGGAGGCUGUAGUGGUUGGGAUGUCGCGCGUGUGCGAGUGUCCUCUGCGGCUGGAAAAGGGCUUCAUCUUGGAUGGUGUGGCCGUGAGCACCAUGGCCCGCACCUAUGAGCACCUGAGGCCCAAGGUCUGGUCGGCGAUUCCGCCCUACAACGCUCAGCAGGACUACCACGCCCGCCGAUACUUCCGGAGCCGCGUGGUUCCGCCAGUGCUGCGCCGGACUGAACAGGAUCUCGGGGGCACAGGCAGGGAUGGCUGGAUAGUGGAUUAUUUCCACAUCUUCGGGCAAGGACAGAGAUACCUGAACCGGAGAAACUGGGCAGGGGCAGGGCAUUCCCUCCAGCAGGUGACAGGGCAUGAUAACUACAAUGCUGAUCUGAAAAUGAUCAACGGGUUCAAUGGUCGGUUUGGCUAUCGCAGGAACACCCCAGACCUCCGCCAGCGCCCAUCGGUCUUUGGAGAGGUCACCCGAUUCCCUCUCUUCUGACAGCAUCUCUUCCCUUCCCACCCCUUGACCUGAAUAGAAGACAGAUGUUUAGACGAUGUCUCAAUUCUACUUUUAUAUAAACAGUGAUGUUAUUGUGCC